Brugia malayi is the source of this 2484-nucleotide messenger RNA. Its product is annotated as Ribonucleases P/MRP protein subunit POP1 containing protein. The coding region runs from base 1 to 2484 and encodes 827 amino acids. The transcript is spliced from 15 exons. NCBI's taxonomy places the organism in Eukaryota, Metazoa, Nematoda, Chromadorea, Rhabditida, Onchocercidae. The record is from RefSeq and is a predicted model, not a curated record. Gene Ontology annotation, cellular component: ribonuclease MRP complex; nucleolar ribonuclease P complex. Gene Ontology annotation, biological process: tRNA 5'-leader removal.
AUGGAGGAAAGUGAGGGAGAUGACCACUGUCCACGACCACGUGGUGUUAAUGUAACACAUUUGGUGAAAGAGCGGGUAAGGCAAAUUGCGGAGUUAAUCCAGGCCAUCGAUAAUCGCGUAUUAAUAUCGGGAGAGGUUACCAAGGGACCUCGUACAGCAGUACAGCGUCUGCCACGUCAUAUGCGUCGUCGUGCAAUGUCCUAUAAUAUCAAACGCUUCCCACGUAUGCAACGUCGUUUUGCAAUUUCAGCAGUUGCAGCUUCGAAACAUCGUCAAAAACCACCUAGUCGUUUUUGGAGAAGACGGCCAAGAAACCUACUUCUGAAUUAUAUCAGACGCCAACGAAAGCAUAUAUGGCUUGAAACACAUAUAUGGCAUGCAAAACGUUUCCGAAUGAUCCAAAAAUGGGGAUACAACUUGCCCUUCUGCAGCUAUCUGCGAUCUUUUCGACCGUCACAUCGUGAUGCAAUGCGUCAUUGUGUUAUUCGAGACGUUAGCUUCUUGUGUUGUUUUCAGAUAAUUGGAACUAGCCAAGCAUCAAUAAUUAAGCUGUUGUGUAACAUUUGUGCACCUGAAGUUGGCUCAACAUUUGCAUCCAAAAUUGCUUUAGAUGGCCGUUUUGAGAUGCCAGUUAUGUUAUAUGAACCAGGACACUAUCCGCGUGGUUUUAUUGCACCUGCUAGAUUUUUAUGGAGUAAGAACAAGACUGAUGAAAAAUACACAUUAGCUGUCUGGACACAUCCAUCUACCAGUAAAAAUGUAUUAUCAAAAUUCACCAAUCUGCUAAAAUUGAAAAAGAAUGAUCAAGUAAUGGAUCUUACAGAAAUAGACAAAAUACCACGUAGCAUCGAUGAAUGGAGAUUACGUAAUUUGCAAAUGAAAACAGAUGUCUACGUAAAUGAUAAGGGCUUAAAGCUAUUGGAUUUAAGCGAUCAGAUGGUUCGGUUCAGAUUAUAUGGUCCCAAAUCAUUUGAAAUAUUGCGUGAAGUUCUUGCUGUUGUCGACGAAAAUGAGCUUAAGGAUUCAUGGAUGAAAGAAUUCAUGUUAAAUAACCAGUGUUGGAGAAAUGAAUGCAGCAGGCAUAGUCCCGGUGAAUUUCCUGAUGGUACCGUUUUCAGUUUGCUUGUGGAAGAUCCUAGAUUAAGUCGACCGUUGAGAAAGAUAAAGCCAGCUGGAACUAAUGGUUGUUCAGCAAAAUCAUUAAAUGUUGGCAGUUUACCAAUUCCACUGAAUAACUUUUGGAAUUAUGAAAUUCGAAGAAAGGCCCUUGAAAAGAAACUGACGGAAACGGAUUUGCAAAAAAAGCGAAAUACGCAACUGCAGCCAGUAAAAACAUCUGAAGCCAAGAUACCAAUACUCUUAAUAGUUCGGAAUACGGGUACAGGAACAACAAAUCCAUUCACUGGUUUAGAUCUCAUAACACCAUCAGGAUUUGGCUUGGAAUUUUGGCUUGCAAUGCAGUAUGGUACUGCGAGAAGUAUUGGACUGAAGGAUCAAAAAUUUCUGGAAUUAGAAUCGGGCCGUUUUAAUUUUCCUGCUGAUGUGCCUGAUUGUGAUGCGGGUCUUAAUGAAUUCAAGGAAGAGUACAUUAAUCUGCAGGAGAAGUACAUACGACGGCCACAUAAUCGCAGAGUGAACUAUUGGAGCAGCUUAUCAAUCAAAUAUCCUUUUACAUUUCAGUUCUCUGAACUAUCUCAUGAUUGGCUCGAGAAUUCGGGCUUUCAAGGUAGUCCAUAUGUUAUACGUGAUCGUCGAACGCUGUUGACUAUUGAGAAAUGGUUGGCUGGGAGAGGACCAAUGCCAGAAGAAUCUGUUAUGAAUUCUGCAGCAUUAGUACCCGUAUGUCUUAUAUCAACAACAUUAGGUCGUCCACAGCGAUUUUCAUUGAUAUGUGCGCCAAUUGAUGAAGAUUUUAUGGUUUUAGCGUCAAAAGGCAAAAAUACUAUGCAAAUCAUCGAAAAACCACAGAAAAACACUUUAAAAUCAGUAUUUGAUAACGAGGAAGAUAAAAAAUACCAAGAGGAUAAGAAUGGACUAGAGGAUUUUAUUUCAUUGGAUAUUACAGCAAAUGAAAAGCACAUAUCGUUGAAUUCACUUUUUCCUGAUAAAGAGAUGUUACGGAAACGAAAAGUGAAGCAAAAGAAGAAGGAGAAGAGAGAAAAAGCGAAAAAAGCUAAACGAUUGAAAAAAAAUUUGGAGAGUAAUACGUUGAAUUCUACUUCUGAACUGCUGGCAAAUGAUGCAAAAGAAUUGGAAAAGAAAGUAGAACCCAUAAAAUACAGUAGUAGCUGCUCUAGGCCUAUCAUUGGCAGGAUUGUACGCGGUGAUUAUUCAUUCGUACAUGGAAGAGGCUUUGCUAUUGGGUACUGUUGUUUGCCGGCUUUAAAACGAUUUUAUCAUGGUGUUGUACUGUUCCGAAAUGUUACAUCCAAAUACUAUCAUCCGGCUCGAAUUACCGUUCUUAAAACCCAACUAGAUUUGUAA